UUAACCAAUAGAAAGCGUGUAUUCUCGCUCGAUAUUUGAUUGUCAAAUUUAGGGAAACAUUAGUCUAUUUAUAAAUUUAAUGUUUCGUGUGUAUUUUCAAUAAAACAGACAGUCGCUAUGUUGAGCAAUCUGCGCGGCGUCUCGCCUUUAUCCGACGCUAUGUCCGACAGCACUUUAGAGAGAAAUCGCGCUGAAAAGGCGCUUAUCACUAAAACGCCCGCCCAAAGUCAGGUUUUUGGGAACAAAACCAACGUUAGUGGGAUAAAGAAUUACUCCGAUAAAAAUGGCAAUGAUGUUACUAAAUCCGUGCAUAAAGGGCGGAAGACUAUUGCGUUUUGGACGCUGGUGUGUUUGCUGUUCAUCCUUGCCAUCGGGAACCUGAUUCUUACAUUUACCAUUCUGGCCGUUUUGAGACUUGGACAAGGCAUGGAGAGUAUGGAACUCCUCCCAGAGCAUAACGCGGUCAAACUGCUAGGAGACACAGGAUUGGAACACGUUUACAAGCGUGACGGGUUGCUCGAGGGCUUCAGGGACAAGCCCGUCGAAGUCUCCAGCGAGAAUGGCACCGUGCGUGUCACUUUGCAGACCAGAUUGUCCCGCACGGAAACGAAGUUGGCGGUGAACUCUUCCGGUGUGUUCGUACGCGGCGUCGGCGCGAUGAGGCUGCAGGACCCUGUCUCUGGGGAGACUGUCUUCAGCACCGCCGCCCAGGAGAUGAACAUACCCGAUGGCGUCAACAACCUUCACGCUAAGCAAAUCUCAACCAAACGCAUUUCCUCCCCCACCGACCAAGACUUGAAACUCAAAUCAGACUCCUCGGCCCAUCUCCGCGGCUCCGAAGGCACCCGAAUGGAAUCCAAGGAACUCUUCUGGUCCGCCGACCAAGACAUCUACCUUAAAUCUAUCAAUGGCUCCGUAGUACUCAGCGGUAAGGAAGGAGUAUACGUACCGGUAAGAAAUUUACCCAUAGCCUUACCGUUGAAUCGUACGGAACCCAGUACGGGGCAGUUUAAAGUGUGUGUUUGUAUGCCGCAAGGGAAAUUGUUCCGUAUUGCGGUGCCCAGUGGGCAGAAAGUCACGUGUUCGCAUAUAAACAUGACGGGGGAUUUGAAUCCUUGUAUUUAG
This is a messenger RNA of Cydia amplana, 1125 nucleotides long. RefSeq lists its product as uncharacterized. NCBI's taxonomy places the organism in Eukaryota, Metazoa, Arthropoda, Insecta, Lepidoptera, Tortricidae. The record is from RefSeq and is a predicted model, not a curated record. Gene Ontology annotation, cellular component: sarcolemma; sarcoglycan complex. The transcript is spliced from 4 exons. Bases 118 to 1125 code for a protein of 335 amino acids. Gene Ontology annotation, biological process: muscle organ development.